Messenger RNA from Hyaloscypha bicolor E, 252 nucleotides. Its product is annotated as putative small nuclear ribonucleo protein G. Gene Ontology annotation, molecular function: RNA binding. The transcript has 4 exons. Gene Ontology annotation, cellular component: U5 snRNP; SMN-Sm protein complex; P granule. The record is from RefSeq and is a predicted model, not a curated record. NCBI's taxonomy places the organism in Eukaryota, Fungi, Ascomycota, Leotiomycetes, Helotiales, Hyaloscyphaceae. Bases 1 to 252 code for a protein of 83 amino acids. Gene Ontology annotation, biological process: mRNA splicing, via spliceosome; spliceosomal snRNP assembly.
AUGCCUCAAGCUCAGCCAGAGCUAAAGAAGUACCUCGACAAAAGGCUCUUUGUGCAACUGAAUGGAAGUAGGAAGGUGAUUGGCGUGUUGAGAGGCUAUGAUGUUUUCUUGAACAUUGUGCUGGAUGAUGCAGUGGAGGAGAAGGAUGGUGGCGAGAAGGUUCGAUUGGGGAUGGUGGUCAUUCGGGGAAACUCCGUUGUCAUGCUCGAGGCUUUGGAGAGAAUAGGUGGUGGUAGAGAGGACAGAGGUUGA